Messenger RNA from Bombyx mandarina (wild silkworm), 3078 nucleotides. RefSeq names its product katanin p60 (gene Kat60). Gene Ontology annotation, molecular function: ATP binding; ATP hydrolysis activity; microtubule binding. Gene Ontology annotation, cellular component: microtubule cytoskeleton. The record is from RefSeq and is a predicted model, not a curated record. Gene Ontology annotation, biological process: microtubule severing. NCBI's taxonomy places the organism in Eukaryota, Metazoa, Arthropoda, Insecta, Lepidoptera, Bombycidae.
UGAACUGACGGAUGAAAUUUAGAAGUUUGUUUUGUCUAAAAAAAUAACUUAAAAAUAUUUAAAUUGUUUAAAUUCAAUUAAGACAUAAAUUAAUAAGUACGUACAUCGGAUAAGUUCCCCGUAUUUAAAACCGCCGGGACAAAAGAAAUGCAACAUGUUUGUGUGAUCAUUUGAAGUGCUACAUUUGGAUCCUUGGAUGUCACACGCGAUCGUAAUCUUCGAAGGGGUCUUAAAGAAGAACCAUAACAUUUUCAACCGUGGAUAAGUUUUAUGCACGCAGCGGGAAUGACAAUAAUGGCAGUUUCUGUUGGCGAAAUUUGCGAGAACACGAAGUUGGCGAGAGAAAUGGCCCUGAUGGGAAAUUAUGAAUCGGCGCUGGUUUAUUAUGAGGGAACUAUACAGAUGAUCCACAGGCUUCUGAUCACUAUAGCUGAUCCCACGCGAAAAUCCAAGUGGCAGUUGGUACAAAAACAGAUGGCUCGCGAGUAUGAACAGCUGAAGGCGACGGUCGCGACGCUGCAGAUGUUCCAGCACGAAGGCGAGAAAGCGAUCACGCCGCUCACCGGAAAUUACGAAGACCUUCCCACGAGAGACAUGUGGGCGCCGGCCCCCCAUGAACUGGAUCCAGAUAUCUGGCCCCCGCCACCUGACAGAGAUCCGAACGCGUGGCCCCCUCCCACCAAUGUUGAGCAUAAAGGUCCGCCCGCCAUGAAGUCGGCGCGAAAUAACUCGCGCAACCCCCGCACUGAUAUCAAGAAGACAACGCCCGCCCCCAGGAACGCUACAACCUCGCAACGGAAGACCUCCGACGUCAGGAAUCCUAGAAUAGCCGCCAACAAGGCACAUAGUGCUAAAACGAAAGACACUAGUAGUAACAAAGAGCAUAGCUCUGGCAAGGAGAAGCAGGACAGGGACAAUAACAAUGGCGAUACGGAUGACGAGAAGCACAAGGACGAAGAACGGAAGUUUGAGCCUCCCAGUGCCGCAGAUGGGGACUUAGUCGAUAUGUUGGAAAGAGAUAUAGUACAAAAGAAUCCUAAUAUAAGAUGGGACGACAUAGCCGAUUUAACGGAAGCGAAGCGACUGUUGGAAGAGGCGGUCGUGCUGCCAAUGUGGAUGCCGGAUUUCUUUAAAGGCAUCCGUCGGCCGUGGAAGGGAGUUCUGAUGGUGGGUCCCCCCGGUACCGGCAAGACGAUGCUAGCGAAGGCCGUCGCCACCGAAUGCGGGACGACGUUUUUCAACGUCUCUUCCUCCACCCUGACCUCCAAGUACAGAGGGGAGUCUGAGAAGCUAGUCCGGUUGCUGUUUGAAAUGGCGCGGUUCUACGCUCCGAGCACGAUAUUCAUAGACGAGAUAGACUCGUUGUGCUCGAGGCGCGGCUCGGACAGCGAACACGAGGCCUCGCGCCGCGUCAAGUCGGAGCUGCUCGUGCAAAUGGACGGACUUGGGUCCGCCACUGAUGAACCCGCCAAGGUAGUAAUGGUGUUAGCAGCAACGAAUUUCCCAUGGGACAUAGACGAGGCGCUUAGAAGGAGAUUAGAGAAGCGUAUAUACAUCCCGCUGCCCACCCAGGAAGGAAGGGAAGCGUUACUGCAUAUAAACUUGAGAGAGGUCAAGGUGGACCCCGAGGUCGACCUGAGGGCCAUAGCCAAGAAACUGGACGGCUACUCCGGUGCUGACAUUACUAACGUUUGCAGGGACGCAUCAAUGAUGUCGAUGCGACGUAAAAUCGCCGGAUUGAAACCGGAGCAGAUCAAACAACUUGCCAAAGAGGAGCUCGACCUGCCCGUCACCAAGCAAGACUUCCUCGAAGCCCUCGCCAAGUGCAACAAGUCUGUGUCGAAGGGAGACAUACAGAAAUACCUAUCCUGGAUGACGGAGUUCGGAUCCUCCUGAUUCAUGGUCUAACACUAACGAACAAUAUAAAUAAUUUAGAUUAAACAUAAGUUGUGAACAGACUGUCAGGACACAGUGAUGGGAGUCUCCGGGUCCUGACUUUCAUUCACAACUUCAAUGCAUGCUCUUUGAAAUGUCGUCAUCAGUAAUACAAAAACACUUACCCCAUCUCCGUCCAUAUUAGUCUUUUGUUGAAGUCAAGGCUUAAUAUUCAUUAACGGUGAUAGACAUUUCAAGGGAUUUUGUUUUAAGAGAAUUAAAUGCCUUACAAAAAAUUUUCGUACGGAACAUUUUGACUGUAACAGUAUUAAAAUUGAUAUAGCAGUGUGGCAUAUCGUUCGAGAGAAUCGUGUGAAAAGUAGUUUAAGAAAUUUGAGUAAUUUUCUAUAGUAAAAUGUCUCCGAUAUUAAAAACUAUGUAUCACUCUGAAUACCAGUACUGGUUUUAAGUCGCAUAAUACAAUAUUUGUUUGUUUUUAUUUAUUUAUUUACCAAUCAAAAAGUCACGUCGUGUACAAUACAGGGGAUUCGCAGAUAUUAACACGUUGACUGCCACGGAAAUUUCACAUCAGUUCAAUAACUGAACCUAUCCGAGUACUGGUGCUUUUCUUGUAUAGUGACUGCCUUCGACUUAAUUAUUAAAUGCACAAUGCGUUACUGUGAAUUUGUAAAUACUAAUUCCGCUAGUUGUAAUGUAAACGAGCUUAAAAGUUUUAUCCAGAUCUGUGCGUGUCAUUUGAAUGUUUUUUUUUUUUUUGUAAAGCUCUUUGAGUUUAUGUACUUAAAUUAGGUUCAAUUUGAGAUUUAUAGUGAAAUAUAAUUUUUAUGCCAUAAUUAAUUUAUAUUGUACUUUUAUAGAUUUUUUUUUUAUUUUUAUUAAAGAACUUGUAUUGGAAUGAGUUGAAUAUUUGGCAUUUAUAAGUUUAGUGUUUCGCUCAACUACAGUUAUAAAAAUAUGUUUGAUAGACCGAUUAUUUCGGUCCUUAUUCAAGAUUAAUUUCAUGCAUAUUGAAAAUCACACUCGUUUUUCAUUUGAUAACCAUAAUACAUAACUGUGUUUGUACAUUACUGACAGUAGUAAUAUGCAAUAAUUUUAAAUUUGGUCUAAACCUGUAAUAUUUUGUAGAGAUAACAAAUAUUUUUGCAACCAAAUUAACAAAUCUUGUAUGUGAAGACAUGGAAA